CAUUAAUUGCCUAAAAAAAUACUCUCCAUUUCCAUUAGGCGGCGAACAUGCUUAUGUAGUAGUAUUUAUUUUCGUAAUACAUAUAGGAAUAUGUAUGGAAUCUGUAGGUAUAUACGUAUCUGUAUUUAUUAUUUGAGCGGGAGUUUCUUGUGGGUGCAGUUAGAAGAUUCUUACUUCUGGGGCAUCAACGAUAUCGGCGAUAAUGGUGUUCUUCUUUUCCUGGUUGAAGAAGAGCUCUUCCAGAUUGUACGGCCCGACGGUAGACGGCGGUCCAUUCCACAGCUCCUCGGCGCAUUGCUCGUAGAUUCCCUCCGUCAGAUGGAAAGAAUCCCACCACACAUGAUCCUCGGCGUUGUCGCAUAGCUGGUAAUCUUUCACCUUCUUAGUCCCUCCGCAGGUGUAAACUCCUCCGUACGGUCCAGUUCCACAACAAGCAUUCACUCCAUCCUUGAAGCCUGAGACAACAACCAAAAAUGAGAGAAGGGUGAAUUGAUGAGUAUGAAAGUUUUGAGACCUACUUGAUGAUUACCGUAUUUUGAGGGGUUGUUUAUUCUAUCUUCAAGCCAUUCAUAGAAAUUGGAAUUGGAAUAUUUGAAGCCUUUUAGAAUGUAUUCAAGGCAGGUCAGGACAACUCUUAAGGCCUUUUUAUGUGCUCGUGCAAGGCCGCAACCCUCUUCCAAGCAACCCUCGUCGGGGUUCAGUGAGCGGAGGGCCGGCAAACAACCCAACGGUGCCAAGCUUAGGAAACCAAACUUCCUUGCACCUUUUUCAUACAGGACCUGCAGGUUUUAGUAGUAAAAGAGGGUCAUCUCUCAGCUUUAUAGCACCACAAAGGUUGAUGUCAGUUAUCAAGAUUCGAGGGUUUAACUGAGUUAGUAUUAAUUAAUUUCUCAAAAUUGG
Molecule: messenger RNA, 900 nt
Organism: Rubroshorea leprosula
Lineage: Eukaryota; Viridiplantae; Streptophyta; Magnoliopsida; Malvales; Dipterocarpaceae
Source: the annotation of a GenBank genome assembly